Molecule: messenger RNA, 1421 nt
Organism: Exaiptasia diaphana
Lineage: Eukaryota; Metazoa; Cnidaria; Anthozoa; Actiniaria; Aiptasiidae
Product: UPF0415 protein C7orf25 homolog
Exons: 11
Coding region: 79-1245 (388 amino acids)
Source: RefSeq, a predicted model, not a curated record
AUUCUUCGCGAAUUAAACAGUUUGAACAGUUUAUUUUCUGCUGUAACAGCUCUUCUUGACAACAUAUGGAUUCCGAAUAUGGCAGAAGAAGAAGAGUUGUAUGUUGUGUUAGAAAAAAGACUGAAAUUAGCUGAAAAUUUGCUUGAAAGAUGCGAAAAGCUUGGAACACAUGUGGAUGGUGUACAGAAACUSCAGCGGAAAAUCAAGGCAGAAAUUAGUUUUUUGUCUUCACUUAAAGAUAGAAAGACACCAAUCAAGUCAAGUCACAUCCAAAGCACUAAUCUUGCUCAUCUUAGUGGUGUUGUCAAUGCUUCAGAGGAGUCAAAGGAAGUUCAAUCAGUAAUCACAACAUUUCAAAGUAGAGCAGAUAGUGAGGAUGAAGAGCAGAGUGUUUGCUGUACAGUAGAUGUAGUUGCUGCCACUGGAAAUGUAUGGAUUAAAGUUAUUGCAAGAAAUCCUUUGGCUUUGCAUAGAGUAUGGCAAGGCCAAGGAGACUAUGGUGAAAAAGAUUUAGUUGACCAAGCUGAGGAAUUUAUUGAAUGCAGUAAAAGGCAUCCUGUUCACUUCCAAACUCCCCUUGUAUCAUUUMUUUUCUGCAAUGGUGUUACACAGAGUUUAGCAACAAAGCUUACAGAGAUGGGAAUCAGUGUUCAAGGAAAUAUAAUUCCUGAUCCUGGUGAACCUGACACUUCACUUUCACCAUUACCAGUCAUCACACAGUCAAGAGCAUGCAUAAAUCAAGCAAAUCUUGAUGURUCAACAAUGCUUGCAUAUGUAUCUGCUGUGACCAAUGGAGGAGCUAUGUAUGUAUUCAAGGAUGGCAUCAUAAACUCUCAGGCUGAACGAGAGCGUCAAGARCCUUUACUGCCAAAGCUAAUCAGCUAUUUCGAAGGCAAAGAACUGUUUGCAUGUAACUCGGCCAUUGCUGACUUUAAAAAAAUCUUACAAACCAUUGGUGGACCAAAGGAAAAGGAAAGAGCAAGUGUAUUUUUGAAGCGAAUACAUGAAGUUCAAGAUGAUCCAUCAGAGAGGGCUUUGUCUCUGAAGAACAGUGCCAGUAUCAAAUCUAGAUCWAAAAUAAUUUUUGGGACUGGAGAUAAGAUGAAGGCUGUAACAGUAACAGCAAAUUCUGCUUUUGUCAGGGCAGCGCUCAGUCAGGGUKUGAGUUUCAGUGUCUUCACUCACGAGUCCAGGGCUCUCACUGAAGCUAAAGAAAGCGAGGCAACACCCAUUGCACAAUCCUAAAACAACAUUUURUAUUUUCUAAGAAAGAUUACUUGACUUAUGGUCUCAAUUGUAAAUACUUGUAACAAGUCCAUGACACCACAAAAACAUUAAUUUGCAAAAUUUGUUGCAACAAAUUUGCAACAUGCGUUAUAAAUAUUCCAUCACGCCAAAAUCAAAAUAAAUUAUUAUCAAUA